Molecule: messenger RNA, 2030 nt
Organism: Thrips palmi
Lineage: Eukaryota; Metazoa; Arthropoda; Insecta; Thysanoptera; Thripidae
Product: BTB/POZ domain-containing protein 6-B-like
Exons: 8
Coding region: 292-1920 (542 amino acids)
Biological process (GO): neurogenesis
Cellular component (GO): P-body; cytosol
Molecular function (GO): protein binding
Source: RefSeq, a predicted model, not a curated record
UUUUAUCUUUCGUUUUGUGUCUAAAUGUAUCCAAUUCGUCUUUCUUCGAUCCUGCCUUAAAGUUUCUUUGCCUUUGUCAACUAGUACAUUGGUAGCUUCACUUGAUGACUUCCCAGAGGCUUGUCCCUGAUGUAGAAAAACAAAACAAAAAGAUGCGUUUUGUUCAUCAUUGCUUCAAUAAUAACAGACUGAAAAAAAAAAUCCAAUAUUUUAUUUUUAUUAUGUAAACAUCGUCAGCAAUCUAAGUGUAGCAUCUUCAUCUAAUCUAGCACUGCGUCAUAUGCCCUUUCAAUGCCAGAAGAGCGGAACGUGGACUCGUGGUCGUGGGUGGCUGGUGAACCAUUGCAGCCAUCACUUCAAACAUUUACAGUAAUGGCAAGUGAUGAUGCUCACCAUUCAACAAGCCAUACUAGUAACCCUCCUAUAAGUAACAAUGGACAACCCACCACUUCACGUGCUGGGCCCAGCACGCCAAGCAAUUGCCAUGAUACCUACCCUCCCCCAUAUGACUGGCAAGUUACUAAAACCACUCUUUGUGAACGUGGUCAGCAUCUUUUGGAAACAGGACAAUGGAGUGAUUGCAAGUUCAUUGUUGGAACCGAGCCGCACCAACAAGCUAUUGAAGGCCACAAAGUUUUUUUAGCCAUGUCAAGCCCAGUGUUUGAAGCAAUGUUUUUUGGUGGUAUGGCUGAAAAAGAUGGUCCUAUUCACAUUUUUGAUGUUCAGCCAGAAGGGUUCAAGGCAUUGUUGGAGUAUAUUUAUUCUGACAAAAUUAGCCUCCGUUCAUUUGAUCAAGCAUGUGAGCUUUGCUAUGUAGCCAAAAAGUACAUGCUUCCUCAUCUUGUUCGUGAGUGUACAAAGUACAUUUGGAAAGAUAUCUGUCCUAAUAAUGCAUGCAGAGCUUUUGAGUUUGCAAAACUUUUUGAAGAGCCAGAACUUAUGGAAAAAUCAUUGGAGGUAAUAAGCAAUCAAACAAAAGAGGUAUUAGCAGAGCCUUCAUUUGAGGAAGUUGAAAUAACCACAGUUCAGGCUGUGCUGGACCAAGAUGAAUUAAACAUUGAUUCAGAGCUGGAACUCUUUGAUGCCCUUCAAAGAUGGGCUGUCAGAGAAUGUGCUCGAAAGGGUCUAUCUGCAUCAGAUGGAAAAUCUUUGCGGUCUGUACUUCAUGGAACUGUUGGGAAAAUACGUUUUUUAACCCUAUCACCAUCACAGUUCGCGGAACGCCCUGCUGUGUCGCAGCUCCUUUCGCAGGAUGAGGCUUUUGCUAUCCUCAUGAACAUUUCGAGUCCAACACUAGCUCUGUCGCUACCAGAUGGUUUCACAUCUUCACGAAUUUCGCGUAAAAAAUUACCUAUGCCAGAACCUGAACCUGAUCAGGAACCGUUUCGAGGCGGAACACUAUUUGGUGCCAGUACCUCCUCUCAUGUUGCUUUACCAAAAAUGUAUUGUAUUCGCAGUCCCCUGCCUGUUCAACAACCUCCGCCUAUCCAUCACAGUACAAUUUUGGACAGCACAGUGACAUUUACAGUAGAUCGAGACAUUUGCAUUUUGGGAGCUCAGGUUCCUACUCAAUGUGAACCUGUUGAUGGUUGUUACACACGAGCAGAAAAGUCAAGCUACAAUGAGUUGCUAUAUGCUCAUCUCUUGGACUCAAAUGGAUCCCGACUAACAUACACACAUUACACAUCUCGAGUUGCAUACGGCACUUUUGUGGAAAUUUCUUUUAACAGACACAUUUUUAUACAGCGCAAUAAAGUGUAUCGGGUAGGUGUUGUUCUCAACAAAGGGGGGUCUUAUCCAGCUGGGGUCUAUGCUGAGACUGCUCUCUGUGAUGGUGUUUUAUUUAAGUUCAAUGUCGGCAAUCCCAUGGAUUCUAUACGUGAUGGUCUUAUUCAUUCAAUUGUUUUCAGACAUGUGUAGUCUGCUUCUAAUUUAUUGUCAUUUUUCUAUGUGCUGAAUGAAAUCAAAGUUGCAUUGUGUCUUCCAUAUAAUCUUGUUUGGUUUGGAUGAAUUUUUCAGUAAAUUAAUUU